AAUGCAAAGUUCCACCACCAAACCUAGAAAACAUUUAUCAUAUUUCUUUCUUCUAUUAUCCUUUGUAUCUCACAAAACAUCCUGCUUCCCAAUAAACUCAGUUCAUAGGACUGUUGGCAUAACAAAUAUAAGUUGUGCCACAGGACCUCUGACAUUGAGUAAAAAGAAGCAAUAAGAUGGAUAAGGUGCUAAAGGUGGUCUCAGAAAAUGGUGUGGUAAUCUUCAGCAAGAGCUCAUGUUGCCUAUGCUACAGCGUUAACAUUUUGUUCCAAGAACUCGGGGUUACCCCUUUCACCUAUGAGAUUGACAAAGACCCUGAUGGCAAAGAAAUGGAGAAGGCGAUCAUGAAGCUUGGUUGUAACACACCGGUGCCAGCAGUGUUCAUUGGUGGGCAGCUGAAGGGGUCCACCAACGAGAUCAUGUCGCUACACCUAAGGGGUGCUCUCAUCCCAUUGCUCAGGCCAUACCAGGGUUUUAACUAAUCAUAAUAUCAUAUUUUCUAUUGCUAGCUGCAGGGUCAAAAGAAAUCUUUAGGUGAAUAAAAGUUUAAUUAGAUCAACAUGACAGUUGUCUAAGUAGAUGGUCUAUGUUAUUUUACAUUUAGCUAGUGUUUCAGAUGGUUUAUGAGCAGCUAAUGCAUGUAAUAUUUCAUUGCAAUGAAAGUCAUCUUUAUUCUAUAUAAA
Spinacia oleracea (spinach) is the source of this 683-nucleotide messenger RNA. Its product is annotated as monothiol glutaredoxin-S9. The transcript has a single exon. The record is from RefSeq and is a predicted model, not a curated record. Lineage: Eukaryota; Viridiplantae; Streptophyta; Magnoliopsida; Caryophyllales; Amaranthaceae. Bases 177 to 482 code for a protein of 101 amino acids.